Molecule: messenger RNA, 336 nt
Organism: Knipowitschia caucasica
Lineage: Eukaryota; Metazoa; Chordata; Actinopteri; Gobiiformes; Gobiidae
Source: the annotation of a GenBank genome assembly
AUGUAUGCAUCCUCUCUGACUAAGCAGGACAAACGUGGAUCUGGAUCCGGGACCAGAAAGUGGACCAGAAAGUGGACCAGGAAGUGGGCCAGCCUCUCACUGCUGGAAGUUGUAAUGUUGAACUGGACUCAGUGCUCUGAGCUUGCCCAGGGUGCACCUCUCUCGCCGGAGCGUGGUCACAUGAGCGACUUCUGGCACAAGAUGAGCUGCUGUGUCAGCACCAAACCGCCUCCGAAGAAAAGGCGGAGAAUUGACCGCACGCAUCCAGCCGAUGGGGUCGGUCCAGGACCAGAUGAGGACCAGAGGGUUUUCUUAGCAGCAGCGGAGCACUGCUGA